This is a messenger RNA of Neocloeon triangulifer, 3033 nucleotides long. RefSeq names its product vacuolar protein sorting-associated protein 54 (gene scat). Gene Ontology annotation, cellular component: GARP complex. Gene Ontology annotation, molecular function: syntaxin binding. Gene Ontology annotation, biological process: retrograde transport, endosome to Golgi; Golgi to vacuole transport. NCBI's taxonomy places the organism in Eukaryota, Metazoa, Arthropoda, Insecta, Ephemeroptera, Baetidae. The record is from RefSeq and is a predicted model, not a curated record. The coding region runs from base 221 to 2887 and encodes 888 amino acids. The transcript has 17 exons.
GAAUCUGUGCAAAUAGGAACUUCCAGCAGCUGCUAUCAUCUGACUGGACUGGAAAGCCGAAAUUAUUUAUAUUUAUUAUUUAUUUUGAGUCAUGUCAUCCGCGCCACCUCAUCAUUGCUAGCGCAAAUUUAUCUUGAAUUUAUUGUGAAAUUGAUUUAAAAAUUUAACUUCCAGCAGCUUAUGGCCUCCCAACAUUGUACAUUCUCGGCCAGCGUCAGCAAUGGAAACAUCCCCGAGCUACUCCGGUUCCAAAGCAAACCAUGCCCAAACAGUAAAACAUGCCAAGAACGCAGCAGCAUCUACAAGUGGUGCGGAACCAAGAUCAAAAAGCAGCAACUCGUUGGUAAAGAAGCCUUCUCAACGUGACAUGGUGUUGUGGAAGGCUUUGUCGUCUCAAAACUUGCCAGCGGUUCUCAAUGACCCUAAUCGAGGGAAACAAAGAGACUUUUUCACCAAACUUUGGGGAGAUGAUUUUGUCGAGUCGGCAUUCAUUGGAAAUUUAGAGCAUUUACCGGAAGUGUCCUCUGCCAACUUUGAACACUAUCUCAGGAAAAUUCGCAAACGCUUAAGACUACACGAGAGAUUAAAUCAUUCCAUAAAUGGAGGACCCCUCAGCCCAAAGUGGCCUGUUUCAGUACCAGAUCGAGCUCAGAGUGAUAUGAGUGUUGUUCCAAAAAUUUUUAUUCAGCCUCAAUUUGAUCUUCGGGUUCCAGAAACUUUCAACACUAUCCAUUCACUAAAAGGAGACACUCACAAGUCUAAGCCUAUCAGUAGUGCUAAUCAGUUGCAAGAGAAGCUGGCUCAUUAUUUAGACAUCGUCGAAGUUCAAAUUGCCUUCCAAGUCACUCAAAAGUCGGAUACUUUUUUUCAAGCCAUGUCGUCCCACGACACUUUGAUGGAAAAACUUUCUAAAACGUGCCUCACUGUCUCGCUAUUGCGGAGUAAACUUCAAAAUAUUGAUCAACACCUUGUGAAAGAUUCCUUAAAAAUACUUCGCUAUGCGCAGACAAAGCAAAAUUACUUAGCCGUGGUAGAAAAGUUAAAAUUGAUGGUGACGGUUCACCAAACUCAGUCGAUGCUGCAACUUCUCCUCUCUAUUCCCGACUACGUGGCUGCCAUAGAUCUUAUAUUGACGACGCAAGAAAUUCUUGUUCAGGAGCUAGCAGGGGUGCAUGGCUUCCGACACCUCAGCUCGCAACUUUCCGAAAUGCAACGCUUAAUAGAUAAAAUUCUCAGCGCCGAGUUCGAGCGCUACGUAACCGCAGACUUGAACAGACCUUUAGAUCUUUAUACAGAAGUUUUAGAAGAGGACAAACUAGCAUCCAUUGUUUACGGGAUGCUGAGGCAGAAGUAUUUCAACUUUGCCAACAAAUACAAAGAGGAGGCAUUUACCUCAAUCAAGGCAAAAGUGAAACAGUUGGUCAUCGAGGAGAUUGCAGCAAGUGAUAGUGGAGAAGGAGACGUUCGACUUACAGGAAGUGGAGAACAGCUUCAAGGGUUGCCUUUGACUCGAUGGCAGCAUUUAUUACAAAGGACUGCAGAAACACUACUAAAAAUUGUUCAUCAUGUCAAGGUUGUGCACGAUGUCAUGCGAGAGGCAGUCGAAAAAAGUUCAGGCAAAGACAAACUGAAGGAAGAUGAAAACAACACCUCCUCAAACUAUCUCAACAUAUCCGACCCAUCCGAAACGUUACUUAGUCCGGACGAGCGAGUGGUUGUCGAGUUUUGUCUGAGCGAACUUCUGUGUUCAGUGUGUGAUUAUGCCAACGACCAAUUUGCUCAGCUUCUGACGUCCCAGUCAAAAGAAACCUGGAUCGAGAGAGCCACAGCCACUCAAGUUUGUGAUGUUGCAAAGGUGGUGGACAACUUUGUGGUGAGCUGCGAACAAGUGUGUGGCAAAUGUAGCACGGCUCUGAAAUCUGCAUUUAAAGUCCAAGCGAGCAAGUUUGUCAGUAAAUUUCAUCAAGACCAGAAGGACAAGUUGACGCUGAUACUUGCUAGUGAAACUUGGAAACAAGCAAUGGUACCGCAAGAGUUUCAGAAUCUUGCAAACAAGUUGCACGAAACAGGGAAAUUGAGUUUGCCAAAGCGGGAAUUGGGAAGUACCAUCCCAAAUGGGGGCCUUAGCUUGACAGGAGCACCUUCCUUGGUCAUAGGGGGAGAAAAUUACGUUGUAGUUGGGUCUAUUUUAUUAUUGCUGAAGAUGAUGGCCGAGUACUGUCUGUGCGCUGAAGAACUGACUGUCAUGGCACCGAACUUGCUGCGAUGCCUCAUCGAGCUGCUGCAGCUCUUUAAUUCUCGCAGCUGUCAACUGGUGCUGGGAGCCGGCGCGCUUCACUCGGUCGGCCUCAACACAAUCACCAGCACCAACCUCGCACUCAUGUCGAGAUCGCUGCAACUGGUGCUGGUUGCUGCUGAAGCUGCCAAACAGCAAUUACUGCCGUCGGUAGUGGAGCCGCAAAGGAUUGAGAUGCACAUUGAAAAUCUCGAGCGGGACAUCAUGUCGCACUGCCGGGAGAUUGAAAACAAACUGCUCGCGCUUAUCGGAGGCUUGCUUUCGAGAGAAAUUUGCCAAUGGGACGCAAAACCACCGGUUCCUUCAAACUCGUUUCGCAACGUCUCGAAGCACAUGAAGAAAUUGUACGAGGCCAUUUCGGAAGUUUUACCGGAGAAACAAGUGCAGAACCUGUACAGAAGUGCCCACAAGAUGUUCAAAAUUGUGUUGAAGGAGCAGCUAGUCAAAAUGAACAUUCUAAACAAUGGCGGACCUCAGCACGGGGUCGUCAUUUCAGAACUGACUUUUUAUCUCGAUGCGUUGAGAAGACUUAAAGUGAUGCCCAUUGAUGAACUCAUGAUGGACUCAAUGGAAGACAUCUGGGACAGAUAGCAUUGCAAGAAGAUUAUGUGCCGAUAGUGAUUUUGUUACACCGUGUUUCUUAAUUUUCUUUUAUAAUUUAUAUGCUUGCCGUUUUUUUGUUGAAAAUUCAAAGAUUAUAUAAAGAGAAUUUAAGAUUAAAGGUAUUAAAUUAUGUA